GCUCCAUCGUCUCUCUCUCUCUCUCUCCUCUGGUUCGAUUUCUUUCUUUCUCUCUCUACACUCUCUCCUAAGAUCUUCCUCUCCCCUUUUCGCCAUUUUUCUAUCCCUAAAAGACCCCGCUCUUUUUUUUCCCUCCUUCUUGUAAAGUGAUGUUCUUAUACUCUUUCUUCUAGAUCCUCGACCGCAUUUCAUGGAUCUGUAAGCCAUAUAUCUGCAUUGCUUCGUCCUGCUUCUGCCGUUUCGUUUUCUCUCUCUUAGGGUUUCUUGUUGUCAUGUUUUGGUUUUGUCUUUGUUGAAUUGAACUGGGGGAAUUGGUCGGGUUUUUUUGAGUGGUGUUGAGCCAUGUAGUGGGGAUUUGGAGCUCGCAUUGUGUCGGGGGAAAUUGUUGAUGGCGAGUUCUUCACCGUAUCCCCUGCGAGUGUUUUCAAUGGCAGAUUUAUGUUGACGUGGUUGAGCUUGUUGUUUGCGAUGGCUACUGAUGAUGAUUCUUUCCUCUGAAAUUUGCUCUUUGGACGCAAAAUGCCUUUCUCGAUUACGCACCUUCUUCUGGUUCUUCAUGCGGCCAAUUUGGUUUUUUCUUGCUCAGGACAAUCUACACCACACAUAUACUUAUCUCCUUCCUUAGAGCCCAACCUGGAAACAACAAUGGCAGAAAUGUCAACAGAGCAUGUAAGUUCGGAGCCGAUGGGUUUUUCAUUUGUGCCCUCAAAAUUACAUGGUAACUGGAUGUCUAAGUCAUCUUCGGGACCAACGACUGCUCCUGCACCUUCUCCAGGUCCUAUAGUUGCACCUUUACCUAUCCGACAUCAUCGAUGGCGUCGUAAACAACCUCAUGUGGUUGCUCCUACCCCGUCAAAAGACCAAGGUUGUGAUCAAAUAUGCAUGGAACCUCUUACUGCGGCACCCUUUGGUUCACCUUGCGGCUGUGUAUUUCCCAUGAAAGUCAGACUUCUUCUGGAUAUAGCUCCAUAUGCUGUUUUUCCUGUGAUGAACGAGCUUGAAAUUGAGAUUGCAGAGGGGACUUACUUGGAGCAAAGCCAAGUGAAAAUCAUGGGUGCCAAUGCAGAUAGUCAAAAUCAGGGAAAAACUGUGGUGGAGAUAAAUUUAGUGCCUCUGGGAGAGAAAUUUGAUAAUACCACUGCAGUACUGACUUACAGAAGAUUUUGCGAUAAAAAAGUGCAUCUAAAUAUGACGCUUUUUGGUGAUUAUGAAGUUGUCUACAUCAGCUAUCCAGGGAUUCCUUCUUCACCGCCAUAUGGAGGUUACAUGGGAAGUGCUCCUAGUGGAAGUGCUGGAGAUCUUCCCAUUACUGCAAAUUUCGUUAAUAAGAGCCAGAAGAUGAAUGUUAAAAUAAUUGCCGUCAUAGCACUUUCAGCAUUUGUUGUGUUAUUGGUGUUCAUUGGAGCUCUUUCCAUCUUUUUUAAAUGGAGAAAGGUUGGCAGACCGUCUAGUGCUGUUGGCCCUGUCUUCACGUCAUCAAUUAACAAAAGAUCUGGUCUAGGAUCAGCCUUAUCGAGUAGCAUUGCAAGCUCCACAUCUGUUUCCCUAAUGUCCGCGAUGCCAACCAGUAUUCAAUCUGUCAAAACAUUUGCACUUUCUGAACUUGAGAAAGCAACAGAUAAAUUUAGUUCAAGAAGGAUUUUAGGCGAAGGGGGAUUUGGCCGGGUUUACUUUGGUCUUCUGGAAGAUGGAAACGAAGUUGCAGUUAAGUUGCUUACACGGGAUAAUCAGAAUGGAGACCGUGAAUUUAUUGCGGAAGUUGAGAUGUUGAGUAGACUGCACCAUCGGAAUCUUGUGAAACUGAUUGGGAUAUGCAUUGACGGGCGAACUCGCUGCUUAGUUUAUGAGCUUGUCCAUAAUGGAAGUGUUGAGUCCCACUUGCACGGCAUUGACAAGAGAAAGGGACCCCUUGACUGGGAUGCGCGGUUAAAGAUUGCUCUUGGAGCAGCAAGAGGUUUGGCAUAUCUUCACGAAGAUUCUAACCCCCGUGUAAUUCACCGCGAUUUCAAGGCAAGUAAUGUUUUGUUGGAAGUUGACUUCACCCCCAAGGUUUCGGAUUUUGGAUUGGCUAGGGAGGCAACUGAAGGAAGUGAACAUAUCUCAACACGGGUGAUGGGAACUUUUGGGUAUGUUGCCCCUGAAUAUGCAAUGACAGGGCACCUACUCGUCAAGAGUGAUGUUUACAGCUAUGGAGUCGUGCUACUUGAGCUUCUUUCGGGAAGAAAACCAGUGGACAUGUCCCAGCCACACGGUGAGGAGAACCUUGUAACAUGGGCUAGGCCUCUACUAACCAGUAGAGAAGGUUUGGAGCAACUAGUAGAUCUUUCUCUAGCUGGUAGUUAUGACUUUGAUGACAUGGCCAAGGUGGCUGCCAUUGCUUCCAUGUGCGUUCAUCCAGAGGUGACCCAGAGGCCAUUCAUGGGAGAAGUUGUGCAGGCUCUGAAGCUGAUAUACAACGACACAGAUGAGACGUGUGCAGACUACUGCAGCCAAAAGGAGUCCUCAGCUCAGGAAUCGGAUUUCAAAGGCGAUCUCGUACCAUCAGAUAGCAGUUGGUGGAAUGCUGGUGGUCUCACACCUCGACUGACAUACGGUCAAGCUUCUUCCUUCAUCACCAUGGAAUACAGCUCUGGCCCCCUUGAAGAUAUGGAAAACCGACUGUUUUCAACUUCAAGUUUGGUGGGCGACGAGAUAUCCUUGCCCAUUCGGCAUGGAAACAGGUCAGGUCCCUUACGAACUGCUCGAAGCAAGCCUGCCUUUUAUAGAUUGUCGGGAAGUAGGAGCGAGCAUGGAGGAUUUCUUUCAAGGCCUUCUUGGAACAACAAUUGGUUUUGGGUUUGAGUUUCGUUUGAAAUCUUCAAAAAAAAGAGAACAAAUGCUUGGCAGAGCAAAAGAAAUGGAUCUGCCGCCAUUGGUGCCCCCUCGACAGCUCCAUUCUUGAUCAUUUUAUGCUGUGUGGAGCUCUCAAGGGGACGGACAUCGGUGCUGAUCCUCGUGGAUUCCUUUCUGCGACUCUUUAAAGUGUACAGUUUUAACUCUCUGGUUCAUAAGGAGCUUUCAGGCUUGGAAGUUAAAAAGUUGUCUUUAAUGUGUGAGAGAAGGGGGGAAAAAAGAGCGCAAAGUAUUCGGUUCUUAAUUUUGGAAUUAUUGAUUCAUUACCGUACAAGUUAGGAAUGUAAUUUGAAUACUCUCUUGUAUCAUAUUAUUUUCUUUUUAAAAAUUCUGCAUUACUGUG
Messenger RNA from Cucurbita moschata (crookneck pumpkin), 3235 nucleotides. Its product is annotated as receptor-like serine/threonine-protein kinase ALE2. Bases 520 to 2841 code for a protein of 773 amino acids. The transcript is spliced from 9 exons. Gene Ontology annotation, biological process: protein phosphorylation. The record is from RefSeq and is a predicted model, not a curated record. Gene Ontology annotation, molecular function: protein kinase activity; ATP binding. NCBI's taxonomy places the organism in Eukaryota, Viridiplantae, Streptophyta, Magnoliopsida, Cucurbitales, Cucurbitaceae.